Messenger RNA from Owenia fusiformis, 1191 nucleotides. Lineage: Eukaryota; Metazoa; Annelida; Polychaeta; Sabellida; Oweniidae. The record is from the annotation of a GenBank genome assembly.
CUCUGGGGUUAAAGUCCAUUAUCAACAAAACAAAAGUUAUUUAAUAUAAGGAAGUUAAAAUAUAUUGUGUCUAGAAUAUGAUUUUGUAAUUUGAAUUUCACCCAUUGUUUAACUGAUUAGAAUAUACACGAUGAACGCUUCUAAAAUGCACAUGGAAUAUACAAACUGGAUUUUUAUAAUUUUGAUUUGCUUAACUAAAGCAUCGGGACAAAGUGAUAUAGUCCUUAUAGAAGGUCCACAAGACAGGGCUGUGUUGUCUGGGCAGAAUGCUGAGUUGACUUGUCAUAUUGACACUAUAUCAUCUGCCGAUCAUCUUGUACAGUGGAUAGGUAAUUCUGGUGAACAAAUAUCAAUCAAUGAUAGAGUAACUACAACUAAUCCACACCACAAAUAUUCUAUAAGCACGGAGAAAUCCUACAACCUUGGCCUACAAAAUGUUGUCUUGGAUGAUGCAGGAAAGUACACUUGUAAUGAUGUACUAACUGGAACACCGAUUGGUGACCUGGAGCCACAUUUGGUAGUUCUUAAACCUGCAUUGUGUCCAAUGUCAGGGACUACUUCAUUUAUUCAGAAUAAUACCAUCACAUUUGAGUGGUCUGUCACAUAUGCAGGGGAGAGAGAUGAUAGCGAGAAACCCACUAUCACUUGGACACUUAAUGGUAUCGAGCAAACUGCAACACCAGAUGAGACUACACCAGGAGUUUUGAAGUCAAGGUACACUAAAAGCGCAUCUAGUGUUGAUAACCAGAAGGAAUUAUAUUGUUCUCUCAGCGUACUAAAUAUCCAACAACACUGUUCCACUAGGCUUAAUAUACAAUAUCCGGCACGUAAGCCCACCCUCUUUGUCGAUGGCAACAAUAUUCCAGACCAAGCUAUAUUACAACGCACAGUAGGAACAAAUGUACAACUAAAGGGGGAAUCAUUAGCAAACCCUACCCCAACGUACACGUGGCAGUUUAGAACAACAUAUGAUCCCAACUUUGGUACUGAGGAAUUCGGAGACACAAAACAAAUCAACAACAUCCAAUUCAACCAGGCAGGGAUUUACAGAUGCUGUGCUAGCAAUUACUUGAACGGUUAUCGGGAAUGCAGUGAAUUGACAAUUGAAGUUGUCGAAGGUGGGAAUCCUGGCUUAAUAUCUCGGAUUCUUAAACUUUAAAAAUUGGUGUAAGAUUAUUUCUGAUCUUGUAA